This is a messenger RNA of Rhineura floridana, 2274 nucleotides long. RefSeq names its product ectopic P granules protein 5 homolog. Gene Ontology annotation, cellular component: cytoplasm. Bases 358 to 2274 code for a protein of 638 amino acids. The record is from RefSeq and is a predicted model, not a curated record. Lineage: Eukaryota; Metazoa; Chordata; Lepidosauria; Squamata; Rhineuridae. Gene Ontology annotation, biological process: autophagosome maturation. The transcript is spliced from 10 exons.
CUUUUUGUUUUCCACAAGGAAAAAAAGAAAAAAUGUGAAGAGGAGGAGAGAGUUGUGUCUCAGCUGUCCAUUCUGGGUCCAAUUGGAGAUCAAGAAGGACCUUCUCAGUCCAGUGACACCCAUGUGGAACACCUUCCAGAGCCCAGGCUCUGUCAUGAAGCUACUGAGAGAGAAAAUGCAAAUGAUGCCUGCGAUGCCCCACCAAACGCGGCAACCCUAGAAAAUGAAGGAUCGCCAGAAACUACUGUAUCAGAGUCCCCAAUCAAGGAGGAAGAAUUUGCAGCAAGAGCUGUACGGGAGGCAAAAAAUCUUGGGGAAAACCCAGUGAACCCUCAGAGCCUCACUGAAGCAGUUGUUAUGGAAAGUUCAACCUGCCCCAUACCGGAAAAUAAUGCAUUUUGCACGGCUUCUCCCAUGGGAAAUGGGCAUGAGACGGAAGCUGGGAAUGUACACAGCGAAAAACGGUAUCUUUCCCAUUCUUCAGAAGACGUUCUUGCCACCGUCUCUGUCCCCAGCAAAGAUAACGGCGAACACCUUCGGAACUCUGGUUUCAAAACUCUUUAUCCGGAACUCCCAUUGGAGUUAUUCGGAGAGCGGCUGCAGCUCCCAAAGGAGAGGCUGUAUCCUGAGAUCCCAGUGGAACCAGAGCUGGUGCCUUUUACCAGAGAGCAGCUGAAGGUCUUUGAGCCCUGUUCCUGGUUGGAGAAUGUCGAUUCUUAUGCGGAGGAGUUUGGGACCAUUGUGCACCAGGAGAGGCACGAGUUCUUUGAGUUGCUGUUGAACUACUGGCGCUGUCGCAAGCAGUUGCUUCUCGCCGAGGCUGAGCUGCAGACCAUCGCCUCGGAUUGCCAAAGCGUCAGAGGCCGGCUGUGGACUUUCAAGGACGAGCAGCAAUCCGUCCAGGGUGUCUGUGUUGAUCAGUGCAAAGUGUCCGGCCGCCAUUGUUACCAAACCGUUGAGCUGAAUGAAGGUGCCUUGGGAGACCUGAAGAGGCUCUUUGAAGCCCAAGCUGAGCAUGUGCACCAGACGCUGGCCUUGCACUUGUACACCUCUGUGUUGUCCCGCCUGCAGGUGGAGUCUUACAUCUGUGGAUUGCUACAUCGCUCUUCCUUGCUGAGGUCUGUGGGCAUUCAGCAACAGGAGCCAGUACUGAAACAAGCAAAAGACAUUUCCUCAGAUGUGGGCCCCUUGAAGGAAUGCAUCAGCGUUCUCUUCAGUUUUACCCGCCGAGUUGUUGAAGAUCCUCAGUUUGAGAGAGAUGUCCUCUCGUGGCUUCAGAGGCUGGUGGCCGUCUUGCAAAAGGUUGGCUCUCCAGGGGACCAUCUUUUCCUCUUAAACCACAUCCUUCGCUGCCCAGCCGGUGUCAGCAAAUGGGCUGUUCCAUUCAUUCAGAUCCAGGUUCGGGGUAACCCAUCCAGCGUCUUUCAUUUUAUGCAGUCCCUUGCUUUGCUUAUGUCUCCUGCCAAGAAUCGAGCGGAGUUUAUGUGCCACAUGAAGCCAAGCGAACGGAGGACCUCCUCCUCAUCCGGGAAGGAAUCUGGAAACUGGACUUUAGUUGAUGAAGGAGGAGAAGAGGAUGAAGAUCCUGAUACUGGCUGGGUUCUUCUUCUGGAAGAUGACUUAAUUGCACUGCUGUCCCAGUUCCCCUUUCAUGAACUCUUCCAGCAUAUCCUUGGAUUUGAUUCUCAAGGCAUUUAUGUUCCAGAAAAAACCACCCCCCAAGAGAUGAUGAAAAUAUUUGCGUUCGCGAACUCUUUAGUGGAACUUCUUGCUGUGGGACUGGAAACAUUCAACAGAGCCCGUUACAGGCAGUUUGUGAAACGGAUCGGCCGCCUCAUCCGGAUGACCCUUUGCUAUGUGAGUGAUCACUGGGCGCAGUAUGCCGGCCAUGCUAAAGACUGUGGCUAUGCAACACACUCUUACUCUGUCGAGAAACUGCAAGUGGAGUUUGAUGAGCUGUUUCUGAGGGCUGUGCUCCAUGUUCUGAAAGCAAAAAGGCUCGGGGUGUGGCUGUUUAUGUCUGAGAUGCCAUAUGGGACCCUGUCCAGUAAUAUGCUCUGGAAGCUCUUCUCCAUCAUGCACUGCGCAGAAAGCGAGAACUUGGAGAAGUUAGGUGCCACGGUGCAGCUCGCAGACUGCAAAUGCAAACUCAAAGUUAAUCUCCCCUUUCUCUUGGUUGGGGUGUUUGUGUGUGGAAUUUUCAGCCAGUUACAUUUGGGUGCUCAUGUGCCUAUUGUAUUAAGUGUCAGGGCUGGUGUUCUGGAGCCAAGUUAG